Xyrauchen texanus (razorback sucker) is the source of this 1101-nucleotide messenger RNA. It is a transcript of the gene sstr2b, whose product is annotated as somatostatin receptor 2b. The coding region runs from base 1 to 1101 and encodes 366 amino acids. The record is from RefSeq and is a predicted model, not a curated record. NCBI's taxonomy places the organism in Eukaryota, Metazoa, Chordata, Actinopteri, Cypriniformes, Catostomidae. The transcript has a single exon. Gene Ontology annotation, biological process: cellular response to estradiol stimulus; neuropeptide signaling pathway; cellular response to glucocorticoid stimulus. Gene Ontology annotation, molecular function: somatostatin receptor activity; neuropeptide binding. Gene Ontology annotation, cellular component: membrane; neuron projection.
AUGGAUUCUUGGACAUUUUCAUUCUCACCUAGUAACCUGUCCAAGUUUCCUAUGUAUGGUGGCAUUAUGUUGGGCAACAUGUCAGAUGAGGACAUGAGAAAUAACACUGACCACAGUUUAACAAGAACUAGCACUGUGGUCAUCACCUUCAUGUAUUUCGUAGUUUGUGCAGUCGGUCUCUGUGGAAACGCUCUGGUCAUCUAUGUCAUCCUGCGAUACGCCAAGAUGAAGACAGUUACGAACAUCUACAUCUUAAACUUAGCCCUGGCAGACGUGCUGUUCAUGCUGAGUUUGCCCUUCAUCGCCAUUCAGUUGGCACUGGUCCACUGGCCGUUCGGGGCGGCUUUAUGUCGCGUGGUUAUAACCGUCGAUUCUCUGAACCAGUUUACCAGUAUCUUCUGCCUGAUGGUGAUGAGCAUUGAUCGGUACCUCGCUGUGGUUCACCCUAUAAAGUCCACCAAAUGGAGGAGGCCCCACGUUGCCAAGACCAUCAACCUGGUGGUGUGGGUCGUGUCACUCCUCGUCAACCUCCCGAUCAUUAUUUACAGUGGAAUAAUCACCAAACCAGACGGUUGCUUCUGCACCAUUGUGUGGCCGGAACCGCAGGAGGCCUACUACACCGCCUUCAUGUUCUAUACCUUCUUCUUGGGCUUCUUCCUGCCUCUCAUGGUCAUCUGUUUGUGUUAUUUACUCAUUAUCAUCAAGGUCAAGUCAUCCGGGAUCAGGGUGGGCUCCACCAAACGCAAACGCUCUGAGAAGAAGGUGACGCGCAUGGUGUCCAUCGUGGUCACUGUCUUUGUGUUCUGCUGGCUGCCUUUCUAUGUCUUCAAUGUGACAUCAGUUACAGGCACCAUAAGCACAACACCCUUCUUGAGGAGCAUGUUUGCCUUUGUUGUGGUGUUGGGAUACGCCAAUAGCUGCGCCAACCCAAUUUUAUAUGCUUUCUUGUCUGAUAACUUCAAAAAAAGUUUCCAAAACGUUCUGUGUCUGAAAAGGGGAAUUGAGUGCACUGACAGCAAACAGGACAAGUUACAAAUGAUGAAUGACCCAACAGAAACGCAAAGCACACUGUUAAAUGGAGACCUGCAAACCAGCAUCUGA